CUCUGCUUGUAAGAUGCCGACGAUCAUGGAAAGAGAAUCGGAAAAGGAAGGUGCAGUUAUGGUAAUCGGAAGAGCUGAGAUCGACACGCGUCCUCCCUUCAAGUCUGUCAAAGAAGCAGUUAUGCUCUUUGGAGAAACUAUUCUCGCCGGUGGAAUCUAUGCCAAACACAUCCAAGAGAUGCAAGCAAACAGAGGAAAUGAGAAUGGAGAACACAAAUCCAAGUUAGGUGCCAUGGCAUGGGAGCUUCAAGAAACUAAGCAGAGUCUCCAGAAAGCUAAGGAAGAAGGGGACAUGAUGGCAGAUUGUCUCAAAUCCAUUGAGCAUGAACUCGAGCAGGCGAGGAAUGAGCUUCAGAGACUGAAAUCUUCUCGAGAUUUGACCGAUCCUGCCAUUGAUUUGGAAACUGAGGAACUCAAGUUCAUAGAAAAUCAAGUCCUGAAAAGGGAUGAUCAAGAAGAAGGCUUUAUUGGGCUUGAGAAGAAAAGGUCUGUCAAGUUUGCCAACCCCCCAUUACUAACCAAGGUCAUCACCACAAGCACAGUAACAGAAGAGACAGAGAAGGCGACAAAGAAGAAUACGAUGAAGAAGAAGAAGCCAUUAAUCCCUCUUCUGGGAGCAUUGUUUACGAAAAAGAAGGCAAAAUAA
Messenger RNA from Impatiens glandulifera, 646 nucleotides. RefSeq names its product WEB family protein At3g51220-like. Lineage: Eukaryota; Viridiplantae; Streptophyta; Magnoliopsida; Ericales; Balsaminaceae. Bases 14 to 646 code for a protein of 210 amino acids. The record is from RefSeq and is a predicted model, not a curated record. The transcript has 2 exons.